Molecule: messenger RNA, 3996 nt
Organism: Zygotorulaspora mrakii
Lineage: Eukaryota; Fungi; Ascomycota; Saccharomycetes; Saccharomycetales; Saccharomycetaceae
Gene: ROM2
Product: Rho family guanine nucleotide exchange factor ROM2
Exons: 1
Coding region: 1-3996 (1331 amino acids)
Biological process (GO): intracellular signal transduction
Molecular function (GO): guanyl-nucleotide exchange factor activity
Source: RefSeq, a predicted model, not a curated record
AUGGUGAAUGUAAGUAGUAGUCAGGAUAGGCGGUCUGUUUAUUCAGAAAUCUUUGGAAUCGAGAGAAAAUCGAACUCCUUGACACUUGAUCUCAUUUACGAUCGUGAGAACGACUACAACAAUAAACAAGAAUCCUAUGAAGCGAGGCUUCCUGACAAAAUUGAGGACAUUGAACAGCUUAACGAGGUACUGUCUGAAGAGAUUUUCAAUGAUUUCUUGCCGGAGACUGAAGACGUCUUAGAGAAAGAGGGUUACAUUCUUCCUUACAAGACCCACAUCCGAAGAGUAUCUGACACACCGAGCUUGCUCAGUGGGGAGCACACACCACAAGGCAGCCCAAAAAGAAGCUCAUCCUCAAAGGCUCCUUUCUCGCCCACAAUUCAUGAAAAGACGGUGUAUACUCACCAAAAAUCGGCACUCCAACCGACCGUACCGAAGACUACGGGUCUCUCUGAUGCGCGCUUAGCAAAUGCGACCGUUUCGGUGAACUCAGACUCUUCUUGUCAAGCCAAGAAAGAGGAUAAAACAAAAACUGAACAGACGCCAAGGAGAACACCGUCGCUACCUCAACUGUCUAUUUCGGGUCUGAAAAAGCAAUCGAGCUUUUCUCAUUCCAAUGGUGGCACUCCAACUAUGAAAAAAUCACCUUUACAGGGAUUUGGAUUUUUCUCGCGGCCCAGCUCUCGAGAUUUACAGGAGCAGCAACAGCAUCCUAAUCAUUAUAAUCAACAGCAGCAUCCUCAACAGAACCAGUACGCUGUUGAUUCGCAUCAUUUCCAGCAGCAGCAAUUUCAACAGGCACCAAUAGCUGGCAAUUCAUCGAGGACUAUGUCAAUAAACUCGAGCACCCUCAAAAAUUUUGCUUCCUCACUUCAAUCGAAGACUACAAGUGGAAGAAAGAUCCCCCAAAAGUAUGACACGUUUUCUAAUACGUUUUCGGAGCAUCAUAAUCAUCAUCCUUCUGGUUAUCCUCAGGCAGCGAACACAGCUGGGCUAUCAAGUUAUGGAAACUACACUUUAGGCAAUAAACAAAGUUCCUCAAGUUUAGGCUUAGGUUUAAAGUCGAGAAACUCAUCGGCAUCACUCUCUUCAAAGAGAUUUACUUCUGCAUCUGGUGCCUCUUUACUUUAUGAGCAUCGAAAUAGUGGUUCAAUACCAUCUUCUAAACCUAUAGUGAGUGCUUCCAAUAAAAAGCCUCAAGUAUAUCCUGCAUUGUUAUCUAGGGUUGCCACAAAAUUCAAAAGUUCUAUAGAAGUGGGUGACCAUAAAAAAGAUGGUCUGAUUUAUCGUGAUGCAUUCACUGGUCAUCAAGCUGUUGAUGUUAUAUGCUCAAUCAUUAGAACAUCUGAUCGUAACCUUGCAUUAUUAUUGGGUAGAUCAUUGGAUGCUCAAAAGUUAUUUCAUGACGUGAUAUACGAGCACAGACUGCGGGAUUCUCCCCAUGAAGUUUAUGAAUUUACUGACAGCUCAAGAGUUAUUGGUACUGGUACCACAGGUGUUGUUGCGGUUAAUUCGCGGGAUCCCCUCAUGCUAUUGCCAAGCUCUUCACAGGUGAAUUCAAUCCCAUAUUCGGGAUCAACUAUCGUCAAUUCUGGUUCCGCAUCCUCCUUGAAAAGUGACCAGACCACGUCACAGGAUAGUAAAGUCACUCAAAAUCCUGCUUCGAUACAUAAUGUCAAUGGUGUCUUUACUUUGUUGGUUGAAUGUUAUUCCCCGACCUGCACUAGAGAUCGACUGUGCUAUUCAAUUUCUUGUCCUCGAAGACUGGAACAGCAGGCAAGAUUGAAUCUGAAACCUAACGGCGGUUUGAAGCGAAACAUAUCAAUGGCGUUAGAUGAAGAAGAGGAGGAAAAACCAUCUUGGACUAGCUCUGUCUCGAAAGAAAUUUGGGAAAACUUGCCUAAAAGCGAGAUCAAGAGACAAGAAACAAUUUAUGAAGUCUUCAUCACUGAAAAGAAUUUUGUUAAGUCUUUGGAAAUCACAAGAGAUACAUUCAUGAAGACGUUAGCUGAAACGAAUAUAAUUCCUGCUGAUAUUAGGAAAAAUUUCAUCAAGCAUGUAUUUGCCCAUAUUAAUGACAUUUAUUCUGUUAAUAGACGAUUUCUGGAGGCUCUAGCAGAUAGACAAAAAAGCUCACCGGUCGUCAAAGGUAUUGGUGAUAUCAUCCUCAGAUUUAUACCUUUUUUUGAACCUUUUGUCUCCUAUGUUGCUUCAAGACCAUACGCCAAAUACCUUAUUGAGACUCAAAGAUCGGUCAAUCCGUAUUUUGCUAGAUUUGACGACGACAUGAUGAGCUCUUCGCUAAGGCACGGUAUUGAUUCAUUUUUGUCCCAAGGUGUCUCGAGACCUGGUCGUUAUAUGCUUUUAGUGAGGGAAAUACUGAAAUCUUCAGAUGCCGAAAAAGAGAAAAGGGAUCAUGAAAAUUUAACAAAAGCCAUGGAGGCAUUACAUGAUUUUAUGAAAAGAAUAGACAGAGCAAGUGGUGCAGCACAAGAUAGACAUGAUGUGAAGCUAUUGAAACAAAAGAUACUUUUCAAGAAUGAAUACGUAAAUCUGGGUUUGAAUGAUGAAAAACGUAAGAUCAAACAUGAAGGGGUUCUAUCAAGGAAAGAACUCAGUAAAUCUGAUGGCUCAGUGGUUGGAGAUAUUCAGUUUUAUCUAUUGGACAAUAUGCUAUUGUUUUUGAAAGCAAAAGCAGUAAAUAAAUGGCAUCAGCAUAAGGUGUUCCAAAGACCCAUACCGUUACCACUGUUGUUUGUUUGUCCAUCGGAGGACAUGCCGUCAUCGAGAAAAUUCAUUGGUACUAAACCAGAUUGUUUCGCUGGAGUUUUACAGCCUGAACAUGCACAGAUUAAUUCAAAGAAUGCUAUGACGUUCCUAUAUUAUGGUGCUAAGCAAAAAUACCAGGUCACGUUGUAUGCAGCACAGGUGGCUGGUUUACAAACUCUAUUAGAGAAGAUUAAACAAGAGCAGGGCAGAAUAAUCAGUGAAACUAACAUGCUCAAUGUUAUCAAGAUCAGUGACAAAUUUUUUGAUUAUACAAACAAGAUUAAUAGCGUUGCGUCCUGUGACGGUGGGCGUAAACUUUUAAUUGCGACGAAUUCCGGCUUAUACAUGAGUAAUAUCAAAAGACAGAAGAAUAAGGAAACUGGGAAAAGAACUACAUAUUUCUCUACCCCUGUUCAAUUAGUACAAAGGAAUAACAUUUCACAGGUGGCAGUGUUAGAUGAAUUUCAGUCUAUUCUUUUGCUGGUAGAUAAGAAACUGUACAGAGUUCCAUUAGCAUUACUAGCAGUUGAAAGUAACGGAACUAGUUUUUUCAAGAAGCACAGCAAAGAGUUGGUCAAUCACGUCAACUUUUUCGCGGAAGGCGAUUGUAAUGGUAAGAGAUUAGUUGUUACAGCUCACAGUUCAUCUCAUUCAGUCAAAUAUUUUGAACAUGAUCAUCCGUUAUUGUCAGAAAGGAAUGGUGGUGGCAAAAAUGGAAAGAGAAAAAUCACUGAAGUCAUUUUCGAUUCUGAGCCAGUUUCGAUUUCAUUUUUAAAAGCUAAUCUAUGUGUUGGUUGUAAAAAAGGGUUUCAAAUCGUUGGUGUGUCACAAAACGCUCAUGAAUCACUAUUAGAUCCAGCUGAUACAUCUCUGGAAUUUGCUUUAAGAGAUACAUUGAAGCCCAUGGCCAUCUAUCGCGUUGGGGACACCUUUUUACUUUGCUAUACAGAAUUUGCAUUUUUCGUAAACACCCAGGGUUGGAGAAAAAGAGAUUCUCAUAUCAUUCAUUGGGAGGGGGAGCCACAAAAGUUUGCAAUUUGGUAUCCAUACAUCUUGGCCUUUGAUAAUAACUUCAUUGAAAUUAGAAAAAUUGAUAGUGGCGAACUAGUAAACUGUGUUCUUGGUGAGAAGAUACGUUUACUACAAACAAGCUCUCAAGAAAUACUCUAUGUAUACGAAGAUUCACGGGGGUACGAUACAGUGGCAUCCAUAGACUUUUGGGGCUAA